CGUCUCAGUCUUUCCGGUGGAAGUCAUGCUGUUGCAAAUAUAGUCUAAUUUCGUUUCAUCAGAUCUAGUCUUUCUAAUAAUCGGUGACCCUUUAUAAAGAACCAAAGAUGUCAUUAGAUUUGCCAGUCACUGACAUUAUUUUACUGCGUGGUGAUACAGGUCUGGGUUUCAACAUUCGUGGUGGAGUAGACAUCCCCCAUCUACCUGGGGAUCCUGGAAUCUUUGUCACCAAACUCAAGGAAAAUGGAGCAGCUUAUCAAGAUGGAAGGUUGAAGGAGGGUGAUAAAAUAUUAGAGAUCAAUGGAAAUCGAGUUGAGCGAGUUAGUCAUCAAGAAGCUGUUCAGACAUUUCUUAAUGCAGGCAAUGAGGUUCGACUGAAGGUGCAGUGUGGAGCAGAGAAGCACAUUCUGCAAAAGAUAGAGGAAAGGAAAAAGCAACAAGCAAAUUCAAGUUCUAUUUCACCUUCAAGUAGAAAAUCUAAGUUUAGUGUUUUUUAUUUUCUACUUGGGGUUGGUUCAGCCAUUGGAAUAGCAUAUUUUGCUUAUAGAAAACUGAAGGGCAUAAGAGGCACAUCGUGAAAAGGUAUCUGUGUUAUAAUUUGAUCAGGCCGAGAGUAAAGUCUAUGUCCGUUGUGUACAUUUUCUUUGUCAUUUGUCAUAAGAAAAGGAACAUAGAACCUCAAUAUAGUUGAUCCAUUAAAUUUGUUUUAAAGAUGUUCAAGUGAUUAAGAACAUUGAUGUAUUAAUUCUCGGUUGUUUUAUAUUUACUGACAAUGAAAUAACGUAUUAGAUGUAUCAAAUCUUAACUGGGUGAAUGGUGUAUGUGUAGUGUUUGAUUAUUUAGCUACUGCUGUUGGCUGCACUCUGACUCAGUUAAUUUUUCAGCAUGUCCUGAGUUAAGAUGACUACCUGUUUUGGGGGUGAAAUUUACUGGGAGAGUUUGUAGCAAAUUAUUACACAUGCAUUUUACCAGACAACUAUUCACACUGGUUGUUUUAUCCUAAUCUCUAGUGAAAA
Haliotis rubra (blacklip abalone) is the source of this 1016-nucleotide messenger RNA. Its product is annotated as synaptojanin-2-binding protein-like. Gene Ontology annotation, molecular function: protein binding. The transcript is spliced from 4 exons. Lineage: Eukaryota; Metazoa; Mollusca; Gastropoda; Lepetellida; Haliotidae. The coding region runs from base 108 to 578 and encodes 156 amino acids. The record is from RefSeq and is a predicted model, not a curated record.